UGUGGAGCAGAGUGCGGCCGGAACUCCUUUUUUGACAAAGCUUGUUUCUCUAGUUUUAGUAUUUCUCUGGCCAAUUGAUCAAUUGGUUUUCUCAGGCAAAAGGAGCCUUGCCAGGCGGGGUGAGGGAAUUGGGAUGCAGGUGGCCCUACCUGAAGAAAGGACAGGGUCCUUGGCGCAAGUGCUGCUGACCUGUUAAGAACUCUUUCCUGGUAGUCAAAUUUAACCACAUUUGUAGAAGAUGCCUUCUGCAUCCUGUGAAAUGCUACUGGAUGACAUAGAAGAUAUUGUGUCACAGGAAGAUUCAAAGCCACAAGAUAGACAUUUUGCAAGAAGGCAUGUUGUUCCAAAGGUUCGAAGAAGAAAUACCCAAACAUAUUUGCAAGAGGAAAGCAGCCCACCAAGUGAUAGCACUAUUCCAGGCAUACAGAAAAUUUGGAUACGAACAUGGGGUUGUUCACAUAAUAAUUCAGAUGGAGAAUAUAUGGCUGGACAGCUAGCUGCUUAUGGCUAUACAAUUACAGAAAACCCAUCUGAAGCAGAUUUAUGGCUUCUGAACAGUUGUACUGUAAAAAACCCAGCUGAAGACCACUUUAGAAACUCAAUUAAAAAAGCUCAAGAGGAAAACAAGAAAGUAGUGCUGGCCGGGUGUGUCCCUCAAGCCCAGCCUCGUCAGGAUUACCUCAAGGGACUGAGUAUCAUUGGGGUUCAACAGAUAGAUCGUGUGGUAGAAGUUGUAGAAGAGACAAUUAAAGGUCACUCUGUGCGACUGCUGGGUCAGAAGAAGGAUAAUGGAAAGCGGUUGGGGGGAGCACCGUUGGAUUUGCCAAAGAUUAGGAAGAAUCCACUGAUCGAAAUCAUUUCCAUCAAUACUGGGUGUCUCAAUGCUUGUGUCUACUGCAAAACUAAACAUGCCAGAGGGAAUUUGGCCAGUUAUCCCAUUGAAGAACUAGUGGAUAGAGCCAAACAGUCUUUCCAAGAGGGUGUUUGUGAGAUAUGGCUGACCAGUGAAGACACGGGGGCCUAUGGCAGAGACAUUGGCACCAGUCUUCCCACGCUCCUGUGGAAGCUAGUGGAAGUGAUUCCCGAGGGAGCAAUGCUGAGGCUUGGCAUGACAAAUCCACCCUAUAUCUUAGAGCAUCUGGAGGAAAUGGCGAAAAUCCUCAAUCACCGCCGAGUCUAUGCUUUCCUGCACAUCCCAGUCCAGUCUGCCUCUGACAGUGUGCUCAUGGGAAUGAAGAGAGAAUACUGUGUGGCUGACUUCAAAAGAGUAGUGGAUUUUCUGAAAGAGAAAGUUCCUGGAAUAACUAUUGCUACAGAUAUUAUCUGUGGUUUUCCUGGAGAAACAGAUCAGGAUUUUCAAGAAACGGUGAAACUCGUUGAAGAGUACAAAUUUCCAAGCCUCUUCAUUAACCAGUUUUACCCAAGACCAGGAACUCCUGCUGCAAAAAUGGAACAAGUUCCAACACAAGUGAAAAAGCAGAGGACAAAAGAUCUGUCUCGGCUAUUUCAUUCUUAUAAUCCUUAUGAUCACAAGAUUGGUGAAAAACAAAAAGUGUUAGUAACAGAAGAAUCUUUUGAUUCCAAGUUUUAUGUUGCACACAAUCGAUUUUAUGAGCAGGUUUUAGUGCCAAAGAACCCUUCAUUCAUGGGGAAAAUGGUCGAGGUGGACAUUUAUGAAUCAGGAAAACAUUUUAUGAAAGGGCUGCCAGUAUCGGACGCCAAAGUACACACGCCUUCCAUCAGCAAACCAUUAGCAAAGGGAGAAGUCUCAGGUUUAACAAAGGAAUUCAGAAACAGGCUUGGGAUUCCCCCGAAUCUGAUGACAUCCCACACCCCUGCUGCAACUCUGCGUGACUCAGUGAGUUCCCGGAUGGGGCUGCAAAUGCAAAGCCUGCAUCGAGACUGUGUGCUCAGGCUAGCUGUGGGCCUGGCUCUGGUGGCUCUGCUUUUCACCAUUUUUGCCAAAGUCUGUAAUUAGCAUACAAUGGAAUGAAGCAUCUGUGAAGAAUCCAUUUCUAAUUAAAACCUUCAGUGAACAGGAAAGUGACCACGUCAGUUCUAGAAGGGCAGCAAUGGGUACUUGCUGCGCUGCCUUCUCUUCUGCCCAUUCGUAAUGAGGCUCACCCCGUCUCACACUGAGUUGAGCCCAUUGGCUAUUUGACCCAAAACUGAAUCGCAUCUGGCAUAGCGUAUCUUUCAAAUUAAACUUCUUUGGCUUAUUUUUAGCAAGUAAUGCAAGUGGUUGCAUUUUUAAAAUCUCUACUCUUCAAGUCCAAACCGAACCAACUGUGCAGCAGUACUAGUCAUCUUCGCCUUACGUGGAAGAGCCCUUGAUCCUUAGAAAACAUUUUAAGGCAAGUCUUCUUCACACUUUGUUUGGAGUCCCAGUGCCACAAACAUCUUUUUCACAGCAGAUGUGUUCCUGAAAAGUAUACAUGGAAGCCUGUUUUUGCAACCUGAAUCUUUUUGGAAUGUGCAGAAGAGUCUAGCACUUCAUGGACCACUGGCAGCAUUCUCCAAAACACGAGGAAUCACCCACUUCUAUAGCACCACAAACUUUGAAAAGCUAGAUUUGUCAAAGUCAAACUGCCCCUUUUUCUGGCAUCUUUGAUCAGUCAGAUCACAUUUUGAUUUCUACCUGACAACAUUAGUCUUUAUUUACUAAGUGAAAUGACUUCUUUCACAAUAAAAGGACUUGAAGUAAUAAGUAAACCAUUUGUCUGUCCAAAUUUAAGUAAGUCACUUGGAUUGUAUGGGCACAGGUAAAUCAAGUGCCUUGUGGUCACCAUGGGUUGUUUGAAUCUCUAAACCCUUGCCCUCAUUCUGCUCUUCCUUUUCUGUGUCCUCUAAGGAGCACAAAUUAAAGUUUAAUUAUGUCAUCAGUGAGUGAAUUAAAAAAAUGUACACAUGCAUGCAUACACUGUAGGGUUAGUACAGUUCUGCCAAAGCUGCUCUGUGCUUUGAGGAGAAGCCCGCACUUAAGGCAGAAAGCUUUGCCGCACCCGAGUCCACCGAGAGCACAGCACACCUCAGCAGGAAUGGGGGCGCGGGAGAGCAGAAGAUAGGAGCCUGCCACCUACUUCUGCUCUGGAACUCUAUAUGUGAUUCUUUCUUUGCUAAUAAACAGUGGGUCCCAGCGUGGAACUCACUGAACAGAGUGAGUCUAGCCGUGAUCCAGAUACACGGAAAGCCCAGAGUCACACUGUGUGGGCCAUAAGAAAUGCUUUAGGCCUGUAGCUAGCUGGAGACAGGUACAGUCUUUUGUUUUGCUUUCUACUUCACUCUUCUCACUCCCUGCCCCCGUCUAGCUAUGUGCUUUCCCCUCCUCCACUCCCCUCCCUCCCUCCCUUUCUUAUAAGACAAUGAUAUACCAUUUAUCAGCCCUACUGCCCCCGAUGACCUGGCAUUGAUCAUCGAGCACUGUUUCUGGUGCCCAAGAUUCUCCCCACCUCAUGACAACCCGUGACUUGCUCUGCUAGGCUGCAGCUCCUCUCUGUUGUUUUGUCCAAAAAAGAACCUGUCCUGCAGCAGGGCCUGGAGAACACCCAGUGUCAGUCACCGUAUUGGUGACCAAAUGGCAAGGGUGAUGACAAACUUUUUCUUAAACUGUUAGGGUAAAAUGUACCUUAAUCACAAGGGUUUUUGAAAAGUGAGGACAUACUGUGAGCCAGCACCAGAAGCCUCCUCAUGUACCUUCCCGGCUCUUAAUUCUGCCUCCUCAGAAGCGCUCCCCUUCUCUCCAACAGUGAAGCCUGGUGUGCGUUUACACAGAGGGCCUCGUACAGCCCGCUCUCAGACUGCCAGCCUCUGCUCAACACCGAUGUGGAAUGCAUCGGCACUCACUGCCGUGUGCAGCAGUGACUCUCUGGUGUUCGCUGCUGCACAGUAUGUAUUCUGUGGUCUGAGAUACCACCUGGGAUUUAUUCAUUCUACACUUGAGUUGUAUCCAGUUUGGGGGUGCUGUUGUGCUUCAUGCUGCUGCGCAUCUGUUUUAGAACACAGGUAUUUGAGUGCUGACCAUAUACCUAGGCAUUGCAUUGCUGGGUCACUGCAUCUGCAUAUGCUGGGCUUUCUGGAGCGCUUGUGCCAGUCUGCACACUGCCCGCUGCUGACGUGAACCCUGCCAUUCUCCUCACUCUUCCUCUCUCUACCUUUGAUAUUCUUCAGCAGCUGUCUCUGCUGGCUAUUUUAAUAAUAAUAGCCAUUAAUUAUCUGGCUGUAAAGUCCUAGAUGUAUAAUAUGCACUGUAGAGGUGCUGAUCAGUCCUGAAGAAACAACUUUGGGAUGUUUUCUUCCCGUUUGAAUGAGGAAAAAACAUGCAAACUCACAAGAUGAAUUUGCGCAGGGGACUCAGAGCUACCAAGAAGAACUUGAAUGCAGCCUGACUCCAAAGCCUGAACUGUGAAACCUUCCUGCACCCUCAGCCUGAGUGUGACCUAAACUUGGUCUGUGUCAGCAGAUAGGUGGCCAGGAUCGACUGUGUGGAUGCGGGGGUCUGGAGGAGCCGCUUUUCGCUCAGUAUUGUCUUGCUCCAAGAAUGUGCGUGGUGCUUGACGAACAUUUUAAAUAAAUGAGUCAGGUGUUUUUUUCUUUUCUCAUUCCUCCUUCCUUUCUUUGCUUCCUUCUAUCUGCUUCACCGAGUACAAAAUAUUCAAUUUGAGAAUGUAAAGAAAUCUCUGGCAAAAACUGUACAGUGGGUAAAAUGUGUCUGAACAUCAGAUUUCCAUAUGUAAAUAUCAUUCAUAAAUAUCAUAUACCAUGUGUAUUGACUUCACUCCAGGUUGAAAUUUCAGCAUGUGUUAUGAAAUGUCAUGGUUGGAACAUUCCAGUUAUGAACGAAGCUUCAGGAGGGUUUUGUUCACAAAAAAACAGAAGAGUGUGUGAGGGAAGAAAGUGGGGGAGAAAAGGAAAUUAUUUCAGGUUUUCAACAACAACAAAAAAGUACAAGAUACAGAACCCAUUUCAUGUCUAUGUAUAUCAAAGCAUCAUGUGGCAUAGAAUAUACACAAUAAAUAUGAAUAUGCAUACAUAAAAGGCACCCAGAGUGCUGCAGUGUACUCACGGGAGUACCCUGCGAUAGUUAAAUUUUGAAGGAAACACUGAUCUGUCCGAUGCCACACAAACUACUAGUUCAAAAUAAUAGUUCAGUUUCAAAACUCCUUAUCUUAUAAAACAGAUUUUGGGCCGGGAUUUAGCUCGGUGGUGCCGCUGCUUGCCUCGCAAGCACAAGGUCCCAAGUUCAAUCCCUGGUACCAAAAAAAUUAAAAAAACAAAACACUGAGGUUUGGGUAGUUGCUAUGGUAAAAAGCAAGUAUAAAGUGAAAAAACAGUGUGGAACAAGAAAUGAACAUAGUGAUUAUCUUCCAACAGAUGCACAUAUGCCGUUAAUGAC
Molecule: messenger RNA, 5392 nt
Organism: Fukomys damarensis (Damara mole-rat)
Lineage: Eukaryota; Metazoa; Chordata; Mammalia; Rodentia; Bathyergidae
Gene: Cdkal1
Product: CDK5 regulatory subunit associated protein 1 like 1
Exons: 15
Coding region: 239-1978 (579 amino acids)
Biological process (GO): tRNA methylthiolation
Cellular component (GO): endoplasmic reticulum
Molecular function (GO): tRNA (N(6)-L-threonylcarbamoyladenosine(37)-C(2))-methylthiotransferase activity; 4 iron, 4 sulfur cluster binding
Source: RefSeq, a predicted model, not a curated record